Molecule: messenger RNA, 7158 nt
Organism: Megalobrama amblycephala (Wuchang bream)
Lineage: Eukaryota; Metazoa; Chordata; Actinopteri; Cypriniformes; Xenocyprididae
Gene: onecut1
Product: one cut homeobox 1
Exons: 2
Coding region: 660-2048 (462 amino acids)
Biological process (GO): regulation of transcription by RNA polymerase II
Cellular component (GO): nucleus
Molecular function (GO): DNA-binding transcription factor activity, RNA polymerase II-specific; RNA polymerase II cis-regulatory region sequence-specific DNA binding
Source: RefSeq, a predicted model, not a curated record
AUCAGGAACUAAUGUAUAUGCAUAUUAAUGCAAGCAGAGGCCCCCAGGUGAACCCGGAAGUGUGUUUUCUGCGCCCAUGGCAUUAAGGAGGUUCUGCCAAACAAAUUACCUUUAUUCAUGCAUUAUUCACGCGCAUACUGCAACUUCCUAGGGUCAUCUGAUUUUUCAUAUAAAGCAUAAUUGUCAUAACGCUUCAUUCCAUUCCACUUACUUUUGUUAUUGUAAUUAUUAUUAUAUGGUAUAACAGUGUGAGGUUGAUCAUGCUAUAUAUCCAGCAGGAGGCUUUCCUAUUUAAUAGCAAUGGGGUGCAUCUUCCUUAAUAAGUGACGUCAAAGGAGCCUGGAUCAGCGCGCAUGCGCGGGAAAGCGGAGCGGCAGCCGCAGCACGGAGCAGUGCGCGAAACAACAGCAGACAUGGCAAGAGAUGGCGAGGGACGCGAGCACACCGACACCAUGCACUGCUGAAGGGACGGGGGCCUUAAUAUUAAAACAAAAUUACAAAACUUUAUAAAACAUAGAAAAAGGGAAGAAAAAAAAACAGAAAAGAAAACAAAGAAAAAAUAUUCAAGAUAAAAAACAGAACUUUUCCAAUGAGAGCACUUCUGUGGACACUGCUCCGCUAUAUCAGAUAGAUGAUUUGUCCACACGCUUGCACGUAUAAUGAACGCCCAGCUGUCGAUGGAGAACAUUGGCGAUCUGCACGGAGUGAGCCAUGAACCGGUCCCCAGCGCGGCGGAUCUCAUGACCGGAGACAGCGCUCAUCACAGGAGCCAUCGGAGCAGCCUGUCAGCCCAUGCGCGCUCCAUGGGCAUGGCAUCAAUCCUGGACAGCGGCGACUAUCAUCACCAUCGGCCCCCGGAGCACCCCGGGCUCGCAACGCACCUGCACCCGGCCAUGAGCAUGGCGUGCGAGGCUCCCCCCGGGAUGAGCAUGAGCAGCACCUACACCACCCUCACCCCGUUGCAGCCCUUACCGCCCAUCUCCACCGUCUCCGACAAAUUCCCGCACCACCAUCAUCACCACCACCACCACCACCAUCAUCACCCGCACCAAAGGAUCCCGGGGAACGUCAGCGGGAGCUUCACCUUGAUGAGGGACGAUAGGGGUCUAGCCCCGAUGAACAACCUCUACUCUCCCUACCACAAGGACGUCGCCAGCAUGGGACAGAGCUUGUCGCCCCUGUCCGGAUCCGGUUUGAGCGGCAUCCACAACUCCCAGCAGGGGCUGCCGCCCUACGCGCACCCCGGGGCCACCAUGCCCGCCGAGAAGAUGCUCACACCCAACGGAUUCGAGGCACACCACCCCGCGAUGUUGGCUCGACACGGGGAGCAGCACAUGAGCGCGUCUUCGGCGAGCAUGGUGCCGAUCAACGGCAUCCACCAUCACCCGCACGCCCAUCUCAACGCCCAGGGCCACGGGCAGGUGCUGGGCUCCACUCGGGAGCAGAACCACUCCUCCGCGCCCGGAUCGCAGCUCAACAACGGCAGCAGUUCGGGACAGAUGGAAGAGGUCAAUACCAAAGAAGUGGCCCAAAGGAUCACCACGGAACUGAAAAGAUACAGCAUUCCGCAAGCCAUCUUCGCCCAGAGAGUGCUGUGCCGCUCGCAAGGGACGCUUUCGGACCUGCUCCGGAACCCUAAGCCCUGGAGCAAGCUCAAGUCUGGUCGGGAAACCUUCCGCAGGAUGUGGAAAUGGUUGCAGGAGCCUGAGUUCCAGAGAAUGUCAGCGCUCAGGCUCGCAGGUGAGAGAACAAUAGCGUGCAAGAGAAAGGAGCAGGAGCACGGUAAAGGCGAGCGGGGGAGCAUCUCCAAGAAGCCCCGGCUGGUCUUCACUGAUGUCCAGCGUCGGACUUUACAUGCAAUAUUCAAAGAAAACAAGCGCCCGUCCAAAGAGUUACAAAUCACCAUCUCUCAGCAGCUGGGCCUGGAGCUCGCCACCGUCAGCAACUUCUUCAUGAACGCGCGUCGACGGAGCCUUGAUAAGUGGCUGGACGACGGCAGCUCCAACUCGGCCAACUCCUCCUCCUCCAGCACUUGUACCAAAGCAUGAUGGAGUAAUGGCUGCAUUAUGGGGAAAAAAACAAAACAAACAAAAAAAAAACUUCGGUGGAAAAGCUUUAAACAAAGAAAACUUAACAAGAGACAAUUUUAGACAGCGUUUGCCCUUAAAACUUGUACAGUACCGAUAUUUAUAAUAUCCAAAGAAAAACACCAAAGACUACUUUGACCCCCAUUUAGGACUUUGUUCGUUUAUGUCUGACAUUCUACAAAAAAAAAAAAAAAAAAAAAGAAAAGAAACAAGUUACACUCCAAUCACUGGUCGUUCCCCAUCUCAACACAAUCCCCUAACUUACAUCUCAAAGUCUUUAUUUUUUCACUUGAUCGGUUGCUUUCAAAACCUUUUUCUCAUCAAUGAUUGGUCAUUCUCUCAAACGUGGAGUGAUUGUUAUUCACUCUGAUGUCAGAUUCCAUAUUUGAGGGGCUUGACCUGCAGGUGUAAUGCCUCACCUCUGUGUUUUUAGGCAUCCCAGAUCUAGCCAAGGAUGCCAAAUAUAAUCAGGUGGUGUAGAAUCUUGACAAAGGUUGCCUGAAUGUCACCCUCAGGAUAGUGCUUUCUUCCUAAUUGUUGGAAAAGUUACAUAGGAACCUAAAAAAUACAUGUGAACUUGCCAUCUUCACUUCUUAUCAAUCACAGAUGGUAGAACCAAAGAAACAUGUGUAUUUUAUUACUAUUAUUAUUUUAAAAUCAGGCAAAACUUCCUCUUAUCAAGACACUCUGUGACAGGUCCAUUCAGGUGACUCCGUAAACGUAAUAUGGACUGCGGGUCCUGUAGCCAUUUAACAUAUAAUUAAGUCUCUUAUUUGUCCUAACGAACAAACUAGUAGUAGUCAAGCAUGUCUCUGUGAGGACACAUCUGUGCCCGCACCCCAUUCCUGCCUCGGUCCUUUCUUGUGAUUAUUUCAGGGAGAUUUUUGCUAGCUUUAACCUGCCUUUUUUACCUGUAUUUUAAAUGUUUCAAUGCCAGUUGCUGAAAACCAAAGAUAAAGUUACACUAACUAGCAUCUGUCACCGUUUCAUACCCACAUCCAUCAGUCAAACAUAGCUUAUAAGGAGAUAUUGAGUUUCGCAGACUCUCAUUUAAUGAUGUCUGGGUGAAAUAACACAGGGUUUUUGUCAUUUAUCAUAAUUAGCUUUGUCUGCAUGCACAUGUUAAUUGUCAUUCGAGGAAGCAGGAGGAAAUUCAGGUUGUUUUGUGUUACAUUUCAUUUCACAGACUUAUUUCAUUGCAUACAACCAACUUUCUCAUCCUUAAUGUAACGUUUGAAUGCCUGGUGGCUGACAGCAUGCUUUCACAUACCCAUAAGCCGUCAUGUGGUUUCAUUUCCCCUUUCAGCUCACUUAGAUGCUGUUUUUAUUUCUUGAUAGAAGGCUAUUUCAUUGUCUAAUGCAUCAUUUUCACGCCAUCGACCAUCAACGCCACCUCAGUGUCCCCAUCCGGGCCCAGAACCCAAUACCCCGCCUGGAAAGAGAGAGAGGGAGCAUUCUAUGCAUUUCACAACUAGGAAGAAAGCAUUAUUGAGACUGAAGCAGGGUGAUGCGUUCGCUUCAUAUAAUAGACUCACUCAAACUCACAAGAUAUCUGGCCUUGUUGUCUCUUGUGGUGUGUUUUAGCUUUAAAAUAUAUUUGGUAUUUACGACUAUUACAACAUCGAAGCAUAUAUAAAAGAGCGCUGCUUCCUCAUGUAGAAAAGCAGAAAAAUGACAAAAAAAAAAAACUAAACAAAAAAAACAUGUUAAGACCUGCUGAUAUUUAUAGUGUGAACCAAAGAUGCUACCUCAGUCCGUUUCCAUUUGUGAUUUCUAUCAAAGUAAUGAUACCAAAGAAUACCAAAGAUUUGUUCUCUUUGCACGGCCUAAAUGAAUGAUAAGGUGGAUGAAUAGAUGGUGUGUUUCCACUCCUUUUCCCCUGCCUCCUCCUCUCCUUCGCUCUAAUGCUCUCUAUCACUCAUCCGUGCUCAUAACAGCGCCCUCGGCAGACAUGUUUUAAACUCACAGGACGAGUGCCUUGCUUGAACCAAAGUGUUAAACCGCCGUUGACCUCUCGACACCCACCUUUUAACUCUCGGAAUACCUCAGCCUGUGGAAGGGCCACUGAUGAAGAAAAAAUGGAAUAUUUCUUCUCUCUCACCGUGGUGCUUUUGCCAGUGCAACCAUGCAAUGAAAACAUACCAAAGGAAUUUCUCUUGCUUUCUCCAACUCUCACUGACAAACCAAAGCUCCUGCCACCUCCCUUUUAAACGCCCAGCCAAAUCUGCCGCUUGCCCCGCCCCCCCUCACCGCGUCACCAGUGGGUGUGUCCACCGAUUAGGCCGUGCACGUCUUUACCAAUAUCUGAAUACCUCAUAGUAAUAAAUUUUCACAGUUCUGUUGUAUAGAGAGUUUAUGUGAUUAAGGCAGAACUAACUAGUUUGGUAAUCAUUGAUGUUACUUCGGGAAAAAGCUUUAUGAGUAUUUAUUUUGACGGUUUUGGCUAAAGUGCUCAGUUUUGGUCACCAAAGGCGAGUUUCUGAGAUAGAAGCCUGAAACUUGCAGAAAGAAAAAGAAGCUUAUUUUUUUUAAAGCCUUGUGUUAUUCCGAUACUCUUAAGGAUGUUUGACUAUUCUUUUUUACAGGGUAAAACCAACUGCUGUGAUUCUGUGUCUAUAUUCGUUCACUUUCUUCUACUACGGUGUUGUGAUUUACGUUAAUUUAAUUGCAUUUUUGUAUCGCUUAACCUCUGUUUAAUUUAUGUAUUUGUAGAAAAUAUAGAUUUGUACAUAGUAGGUUUUUUGAAAAAAAAAACAAAACAAACAAAAACCAAACAAAAAAAAUGGACAUUUAUUUUAUUUUACAGCCUUAUGUCUGAAGUGUAGAUAUAUUGAUGAAUUUCCAUUCCUCUGUGUUUGUAUGUUAGAUGGCACUUUGGCCCUUGUACUAAUACACUGCCAGAGAUCCAAACGGUCCGCCCACAGAGACCCGACCUCAUUGCGGCGAAAAAAGCAGUGUUUGAUGUUUUUUAGUUGAUUUUUUUUUUUUUUUUUUAUGUUAUUUAAAUGUCCAGAAUGAUUUUGUCCUUUGUACUUAAAAUCAUUGUUUUAUGGGUAUUGCUGCACAUCCAAAGAUUUUCUAACCAAACCAAAAAGUGGGAGGGGGGAGGGGGGGGGACGAAAGAAAGAAAGUAGUGUAAUUUUUGCAUAAGCACUGGCGUUUGUGAGGUUAUUUGCUGUCUGCACGGGUAUGAACCAGUAGAGGGCAUAGUGGGACAAUGUAGACAAGUUUAGUGGGGGGCAUAUACUGCUAAACAGUACAAUCUGUGGCUUUUGGGAAGGAGGGCUACAAGUCCUGCUGUGUCGGACACUGAGAGGGUGGAGCGUGGGCGGGGCAGCAGGUCUGCCGGGGGCGGGGCCACGUCGCUGGGUUGAUUUUUAAUUGACGUGGCACUGCUGCCUAGAUCCAUCUGAUAUGUCAAUUUUGGUUCGAACGUGUGUACUGACAAUGAGCAAAGUCUAAUAAAUCUGCAAAGCAAACAGGAAUUGAUGUGUGCAUGUAUGGGGAGGGCGAAAGUGUGUGUCUAAUGUUGUAUGUUGAAGGUGACGAAACUUCUGCUCCACUAGUGGCACCAAACAGAUCUGCAGAAAACAAGUUUCAAACAUUCUUCCCGUCUUCCACAGUUUGGAUUAUCUAAGGAAUUCUAAAUUACCCCAAAAAUUGGUUACUGGCAAAACAUGUGCCAUGAUGUUUGUAAAACUUUUGUUUGCUCAGAAUACAUGGUUACCUUUAAAUAGACAAAUGCUUUGUGCCUGCAUAAUGGCAAACUGCAAAAGCUAACAUGUUAAAAUGGGACAGUUUCAGGCUGCCCCCCUCAAAAUCACAGCAUUGGUUGAGCCUGUAUUGUUAUUUCAGCAGUUUCCAUUUCUGUUUGAUUCUGCUAGUGGUUCAGACAUGGUUUUGUACAGUUCACCUUAACAAUUGGGUGCAUUUUGUGUGUCUGCUUAGGAUGGAGGACACCACUUGAAAACAUCAUGAAAAGAAUGAGGCAUAACAAUGUCCCUUAUAUUAGCAGGACUGAAGAGAAAGCUCAUGAUAGCAGCACUUUUCGUCUCACAAUGCUGUACAAUCAGAAUUGUUUCAUUAGGUUCGCUGGCCAUGGGUUUCCUGUGUCGCAUAAGGGAUAUCGGAUAGAUGAUCCAGGUGCAGCUUUUAAGAUUUGUUUUUGUACAAUAGCAAAGAGUGGCAUAAAUCAAGCCCUACUGUGAGUCAAGAUCCUCUCUGCCCACAACACAGUCAAAGACCCAGAAGUGUUCGCCAACAGCGUCACAGCUGCUGUCUGCAUCAGAAUACUCACCCCUUCUCUUCCCAAACCUUACGCUCCGUCCCGACCCACUCCUCUAAUGUAGUGUCUAGCUUAGAUAGCUCGAUGUAUGUGAAUGUUGGGAUUGCUCUAAUCAUUAAUUCCUAUCCCAGUUGGUUGUCGUGGAAAAGGAGUUCCCAUUUGAUAGAAGGCUUGGCUCUGUGUGCCGUAUAAUACUGAGAGCGCCUAAGACAAUCAGCUGGAAAACAAAAUCAUGUUUUUCAUUUUUUAAUAUUUAUUUUUUUGUAGGUCCAAGAGGGACUACUUCCAGCGAUGAUUAUUAUAAAGAAAGAGGAAGGUUUUGAUAAACUGAAAAAUAAACUUGCUGACAUUUUCUUUCGCAAAAGUAGUGCUUGUUACCAUUUCGAACAGUGCAUCUUGUAUCAAGCUGGUUCUGUUGUUACACUUUUCUUUUUCUUCUCUCUUUCUCUCGGCCUGUUUUCUCUGUAUGUUGUGUCUGUUUCAGUGGAGGAAUGCAGUAGGUAUUACUCUCAGGUUGUAAUGCGUCAUGCUUUUAAUUUUAAAUUCCGAUCUAUAUCAAAUUGUUUGUUUUUUUUUUUCCCCCUUUCUUUACUGUUAGCUACUGUUCUCUAUAUGCCGUGCAAUAUCAUCUUCUGUGUUUGCUAAGCAAGAAAAAGAAAAAAGAAAAAAAAGAUGCAAGUAAUGAUGUCACCAUGCUUUUUUCAGUGUUAAAAUGUUUCAGCAUUUCUGUAGUCACAAAAAUGUAGAAAAUAAAAAGGUUGGGUUUUCCAGCGCAUCACAACCAGA